Molecule: messenger RNA, 3133 nt
Organism: Pangasianodon hypophthalmus (striped catfish)
Lineage: Eukaryota; Metazoa; Chordata; Actinopteri; Siluriformes; Pangasiidae
Product: peroxisome proliferator-activated receptor gamma
Exons: 7
Coding region: 457-1962 (501 amino acids)
Biological process (GO): negative regulation of transcription by RNA polymerase II; regulation of lipid metabolic process; positive regulation of transcription by RNA polymerase II
Cellular component (GO): nucleus
Molecular function (GO): nuclear receptor activity; zinc ion binding; RNA polymerase II cis-regulatory region sequence-specific DNA binding
Source: RefSeq, a predicted model, not a curated record
CAAUCAGACGGAGUGGAUGAUGAAACGGCGUUAAAGUGGCGUUCUAAUCAAUUUUGCAGUUGAGCUCUGAUCAGACUAUUCACAUGUUCCUUUUCCUGUACACCACUCAGCAGUUAAAGGUGAGAUUUCAAAAUGAAUCUGGAAUUUUGUUGUUUAUUUUGUGUUUAUGAAACUGUUCUACAGUACAUUAACACUGACAGGGAAAAAAAUCCACAACGAGAUAUCAACAAUGACGAUCUGUUUUUUAUACUGCAGUAGAAAUGAGGACACAGUGAUGAGAGAUAAUCUGAGAAAGUAAAAAGGGAAGUGUGUGAGCAUGCACGCACACACACACACACACACACACACACAAUUUUAUAAGUUAGAAAUCGUUAUCAGAGAUCAUCUUACGAAAUCCUGUGCAUGCUUUGUUUUCCCUCGUAUAUAUGAAGCUUCCUCUUACCUCAGAGUCUUUCGAUGGAUCACGCGCUGUCUAUAAAAUGUCUGGAAGCUGAACCUGAACUUCACUGCAGUCUGAUUCCUGGACGUUCACUCGGAUUAGCGAUGUGUACAAACAGAGAGAUGUUCAACACCUGGAACAUGAGUUUUGGACUCAGUCAGAUCGGACUGGACCAAAUGACGAUAAACACUUUGCAUGUGACAUUUCCAUCAAAACCCGACUUCUCCUCCAGCACUUCCAGUGAAGAUUCCAGCUUCAGAUCCGAACUCGGCGAAGACACGGACACUCCACGUCUCCACCAUGAAGAGGAGAGUUCCAGGUGUUCGGGUCCGAAGACUCCGUCUCUUCGUACAGAACGCAGCUUCUCGUACGCCAAACUGCACAACGACGUGAGCGCUGCGUUAUUAAACGUGGAGUGUAAGAUAUGUGGAGAUCGAGCCUCGGGGUUUCACUACGGCGUCCACGCGUGCGAAGGAUGUAAGGGUUUCUUUCGGAGAACGGUGCGAUUAAGCCUGCGGUAUAAACACUGCAGCCGGAACUGUCCGGUCCACAAAAAGAGCCGGAACAAGUGUCAGUUCUGCCGGUUUAAGAAGUGUGUUUUGGCAGGAAUGUCUCACACCGCCAUUCGUUUCGGGAGAACGCCUCUAGCCGAGCGAGAGAAGAUGAUCACGGAGUUCCACACGGCCGUGCAUCAGCUGGAUCCGGAGUCAGAAAGACAGCAAGCGAUCGCCAGGAAUUUAUACGAUUCCUACCUCAAACACUUCCCAAUGACGAGGAGCAAAGCCAAAGCCAUUUUAUCAGGAAAAGACGGAGAAAACACGCUGUUCGUCAUCCACGAUAUGAAGUCCCUGACGGCCGUUGAGGAGAUCCUGAGGCGGAAGCAGCCGUCCGUGUCGGCUCUGUUCCCCGCCGCCGAGCUGGAGCUGUCCAUGUUCCGCCACGUGCAGUACGGCUCGGCCGAGGGCGUGCGCAAACUCACAGAGUUCGCCAAGAGCAUCCCGGGCUUCGUGGAGCUGGAGCUGAGCGAUCAGAUCACCAUGCUGAAGUACAGCGCCUUCGAGGUGAACAUCAUCCGCCUCAGUUACCUGACCAACAAGGACGGCGUGCUGAUGGCCGAGGGAUGGGCCUUCAUAACCCGAGAGUUCCUCAAGAGCCUCCGCAAACCGUUCUGUGACAUGAUGGAGACCAAGUUUGACUUCUUGGCUAAAUUUAGAGCGCUCGAGCUGGAGGACUGCGACCUGGCGCUCUUCAUCGCUGCAGUCAUCCUCUGUGGAGAUCGGCCGGGUUUGGUGAACUCGAAAGCCAUCGAGGCGCUCCAGGACGAGGUUCUCCAGGCUCUGGAGCUCCAGCUGAAGGUUCUCCACCCCGAGUCUCCUCACCUCUUCGCCAGACUGCUGCAGAAGAUGACGGACCUGCGGCCGCUGGUGGCCGAACACGUCCGCAACAUCCACCAGCUGAAGAAGAGCGAGCUGGACAUGUGUCUUCACCCGCUCUUAAUGGAGAUCAUGCGGGACCUCUACUAGAACCCAGAACAUGACCACGACCCGUCCUGGCUUCUCCAGUUAAUAAAUUAUAUUACUGACGUGGAUUUUAUACACGAGAGAGCAAUAAGAGCAUCAGUACACAGGAACUUACUCUCCACACUGUUCCAGAUUCUUCUUUUGGUUAAGAAUCCAGAGUUAUAAUCAAAACAAGAGCAAAUGCUUUAUUUGUUCUGAACAAAUAUUAAAUGAAGUCUUGUUUUGUUCCUGGAUAACACUCUGUUUCAGACUUUUAAAAAUCCAGAUUAAAAAAAGUAAAAGCAAGAUAGAGAUUAUUCAUUUAAAAAAAACUAAAGGUUCAUAUUUUUAAUAAAGAGGUUGAUCCAGAUUCUUUAAUAAAAGGGUGAAAAAAAUCCAGAUCAUUAAUAAAAAAAAAAAAAACACCGAAAAAGCAAGAUCCAGAUUAUUCCUUUAAACAAAAAAAGUUAAAAACCCCAGAUGAUUAAUUAAAAAAAAAAAAAAAACUAAACUAAAAAGCAAGAUAUUGGUUAUUAAUUCUAAAAAAAAAAAAGAUGAAAAGCAAGAACUAGAUUAUUCAUUUAAAAAAUGGACAAAAACAAGAUUCAGAUUAAAAAAAAAAAAAUAAAAAAAAAGAAAAUCAAUCUCCAGAGUAAUAAUUCUAAGAAAUAAAAAAAUUCAAAUUAUUCAUUUAAAAAAAAAAAAUGAAAAGCAAAAUUCAGAAUAUUUACUAAAAAUGUAAAAUGCAAGAUCCAAAUUAUUAUUUCAGAAAGAUUAAAAAUAAGAUGCUGAUUAUUCAUUAAUUAAAGAAAAUAAAAAUAAAUAAAUAAAUAAAUAAAACUAAACUUUUAGGUAGCUUUUGCUUAAAAAUUGCUUGAUGUGGUUCCACAAAAAAAGUCAUAAAAUAACAGAAAAAAAAAGUACAUUUUUUAAGAAAUCCAGAUUUUAUGAAUAUGCAAAUUAGAAGCAUAGCCAACCCUACAUGCCCCGCCCAUUUUUUGUUGCAUGGCCUGUAUUUGCAUACAGAAACAUGAUUGGCUCUUAUAUUUUAUGAUGCAAUAACAUUUGCAGUGGCAGUUUUUUCACUGUGAUGUGUCUGUUCACUUAAAUUAAUUUCUCCUGAAAGAAUUUAAUCAUAAAACAUUUUAUAAAGUUAAUGGUGAUGUUUAUAAAAAUUAAAGUGCAUUAUAAAGUC